AUGGCACCAAAGAGGCUUAUUAGUGGUGAAAAUAAGCCUAAAAGGAAGAAUGUAGUGACGACCAUUGAACGGAAAAAGGAGAUUAUUGAUAAAUAUGAUAAAGGAGCAAGAAUCACCGAUCCUGCAGCUGAGUAUUGUAUGGUGAAAUCUACAGCAGCCACCAUACUGAAGAACAAGGAGGCCAUUAAGGGAGCUGAUGUGGCGAUGGGUGUGAAAAAGCAACUUAAGCGACCUGCGGCAGUGGAAGAAAUGGAAAAAUUGUUGAUGGUGUGGAUAAACGAAAGGCAGAUGGCUGGUGAUUCUAUGUCAGAGGGCAAAAUUUGUGCGAAGGCUAGGCGGCUCCAUGGUGAUCUUAUUUGUGAUACUACCUCUGACUCCAGUGAAGAUUUUAAAGCUAGUAAGCGGUGGUUUGGGAAUUUCAAGAAGAGAACUGGAAUUCAUUCCGUUGUGAGGCAUGGCAAGGCCGCAAGUGCUGACAAAGUUGCCGCCGAGAAGUUUGUGCCUGAAUUUAAGAAAUUUGUGGAUAAGGAGCGCUUAAGCCCACAACAGGUCUUUAAUUGUGAUGAGACAGGCCUGUUUUGGAAAAAACUACCAAGCAGGACCUAUAUAACAAAGGAAGAGAAGUGUUUGCCAGGACACAAGCCCAAUGCUAGCGGCGACUGCAAAAUUAAACCGCUGCUGGUGUACCAUUCGGAAAACCCCAGGCCAUUCAAGAAGAACGUGAAGACAUACCUAAUAGAGAAGAAUCUACCACUCAAGGCCCUCCUGUUGAUGGACAAUGCCCCUGCACACCCUCCAGGCAUGGAAGAAGAAUUGGGUAAGGGGUAUAAAUUCAUCAGAGUGAUGUUCCUCCCCCCCAACACCACGCCACUGAUCCAACCCAUGGACCAGAAUGUCAUCGCUACCUUUAAGAAGCUGUACACAAAAGCACUUUUUGAGAGGUGCUUUGAGGUGACUUCUGAAACAGAGCUCACUCUGAGGGAGUUUUGGAAGAAUUACUUCAAUAUCCUCCACUGCCUAAGGCUUAUAGAUAAAGCCUGGGGUCGUUUCUGUGAGGUCCUUGCAGUCUGCCUGGAAAAAUCUGUGGCCGACCUGUGUGACAGCCAAGGAUUUUGA
Molecule: messenger RNA, 1116 nt
Organism: Eriocheir sinensis (Chinese mitten crab)
Lineage: Eukaryota; Metazoa; Arthropoda; Malacostraca; Decapoda; Varunidae
Product: tigger transposable element-derived protein 1-like
Exons: 2
Coding region: 1-1116 (371 amino acids)
Cellular component (GO): nucleus
Molecular function (GO): DNA binding
Source: RefSeq, a predicted model, not a curated record